Molecule: messenger RNA, 999 nt
Organism: Drosophila bipectinata
Lineage: Eukaryota; Metazoa; Arthropoda; Insecta; Diptera; Drosophilidae
Source: RefSeq, a predicted model, not a curated record
GCUCGACACACUUAGUACUUUUAUAAUAUAACGUAAUUAUUAAACCAAAUCAGUCGUAUAUUUUCCAUUUUUGAAAUCCUCGUCCAACAACAAGAUGAUACUUGUGCGUGGCUAUUUCGAGAUCGCUGAAUUGCUGGCCGCCUUCUUUGGCUCUGUGAUCUUUUACCUUUCUGGCUUCUACAUAGUACCGCUGAAGGACGCCCCUGAUCUGUCGACGAUUUUGUUCAUCCUGUCGGUUGUGCUUCUAUUGAACCAUGCGAGGGUCAACUUAUUUGCGCCUUUAGACGAACUGUGGCGUUUAUUUCUGGAAUUGGGAUGUUUUUAUCUGUGCACCCAGUUUAUAGUGCUAUGCGUGUGGGAGCCAUUCCAUUUUCUACUGCAUGUGCUACGGGAUUCCCUAAUGAACACUCGACCAGUUUUGAAUCUCCUGGUCGAUUAUCCCAAAGUGUUCGUGUUCCUUCGUCAGGACUGUUGGUACUUUUUGAAGCUGCUUACCGCCAUAGCGAUCACACUCAUGACGGUAAACUUUACUCAUGCCUGGGAUUAUGUGUAUGGGCGGCGUCGGUAUCAGUACGUGGAACGCGCACUUCGUGAUCGAAAAUACGUCGAUUUUUAUAAACGCACUCGUCGGUACAUCAAUACUAGGAUAAAGCCAAGGUGGAUACGCGAAGAGCUAAAGAAAUCUUUGAUAGAUUACUAAGAGCUCAAAGUGAAUUAAUGGUUGGACGAGGUGCAAGGCUAUCUUGCACAAUGGUCACAGGUGCAGUGCACCCAAAUUGAAGGCCCCAUUCAAGAACGGCACACGCUUUCUACCGUAUUUGCAUGCUUGAAAGAACAGAGCUAUUUAGACUAAAUAUCAAUAAUUAUUUAAAUUUCGCGCCCUCAACCUUUAACCAAUCGAUUAAAAAAAUCGAAAUCACUUGUAUCUCAUCCCUAGCAAAAGAGAACACCAAACCAAGAUCGAGCAUAAAUAAAUAAGUCGAAUAAAUAGACAAAAAA